This is a messenger RNA of Frankliniella occidentalis (western flower thrips), 1842 nucleotides long. RefSeq lists its product as uncharacterized. The transcript is spliced from 9 exons. The coding region runs from base 1 to 915 and encodes 304 amino acids. The record is from RefSeq and is a predicted model, not a curated record. NCBI's taxonomy places the organism in Eukaryota, Metazoa, Arthropoda, Insecta, Thysanoptera, Thripidae. Gene Ontology annotation, molecular function: hydrolase activity; metal ion binding; nucleic acid binding.
AUGCGUAUCCGAACUUUAGCAGGAAAGUUCUUCUGCAAUCUUCUGCAGGAUACAUUGAUUACAUCGCCUAAACAAACUACUUCUGUAACUAAGGAUAUUUCCAUUACUUCGCCUGACCAACCACCUAGCAGAAAGCGUGACUUGCGUGAUGUAUUCAAGGAAAAUAUUAUAACUGAGAACAUCCUUUCGAAGUACGAGUCAACUGGUAUAUUGACAGAGUAUGAUCGGGGCCACAUAGUGGAGAGAGCUGUACAGUAUCUUUUGCAAUUGAAUCCAAGACCAAGCCAUCAGGAACAAGCACUUCUAGCCGGAAAAAUUUGUCAUGUUUUUAAGUUUGAGGAAACCACUUCCUACUAUGUAGCACCCAGUUCAACGUGCAAGAAUGCAACCUCUAAGAUUCCUAUCAAGAUACAAAACAUCAGGUACAGUCUAAAGAAACGCAUGGACGGUGUUCCAGUAAAAUUUGACUUCAGUGCGCAUUCGAACAAGGAUGAGCUCACAAAGCUUGCAGGAUCCUGUGAUAAGGAAGAUGAAGAUGUUUUGACAGCGCUCCUUGCUCUGAAACAUCUAAACACUGACUCCUGGCCAGAUAUUCUCAAACAUUGGACUGCAACUCAUCGCCUACGUCGCCAACAACUCUUUGAGGAAAUACAGGGUGAUAAUGACUCAGAUCCUCGGUACCUUGAAGUUGAAGAGUAUUUUGAGAUAUACUCAAUUUUAAAGGCACCUAAUGGAUACAUGCUUCUUUGCCAAGUCUUUGCUGAACUUUACCCUGGUAGGGAAAACUGCCUCUUGGCAUUAUGGGAGAAUUAUUGCCCAUCCAUUAUAUCUUUGGUUGAAGAGGAAACUGCUAAAAAUGACUCUGUCACUCUUGAAUUGCUAAGUGCAGUAAAUAAGGUUAAAGGAGAUGCGUAAGAUGCCUUGGUGCUAGCUUUACUUCCCAAUCUUUGUGGCAAAAUGGGAAGAGGUAAUUCUCAAAAGAACAUUCUGCCUAUUCCACUUGUUCGGAAAUCUUUUAUUUUGCAUGUCAAGGUGCCUGGUGACAUUUCACGGGAAGUGCGAAACUAUUGCUCUUUGAAGCAACAAAAUUUGAAGUUCCAACCCAUACUUAUUGCUGUUGGUCCAUCAUUAUCGGAAAUGAGUGGAUGGUAUGUCCAGAUAGAAGAUACCCGUUACUAUUUUAAGACAGGCUUGGCUGCAGUGGACACUUGCCUGAAGGCGUUCUUUGCAUUGGAUAUCGGAUACCCCUCAGCAUCAUAUGAAGUCUGGUUGUUCAUCCAGCAGUGCUUCUUCAAGAUACGCAUCCGCAAAGAUGAGAACCAUCCACGGGUAACUUCUGUCAUCAGCACCUUGAAGAGCAUGAUGCACUGUAAGGGAUAGUUUUAAGGUUUAUGAAACCCUUCAUUCAUUUGAGUUAGAAUUACAUUUUUUAUAUCUAAAUUCUUAAAAUUAGGUUAAAUUGAAAAUCUAAUUAAUUUAGAACUGACCCGAGAUUUGUUUACAAGUCUUAGAUGAAAUGUAGUGAGUUUUAUUAGCUUGAAAUUUUUAGACUUGUCUACUAGGCUUACAUUAAUUUUGAUUACUUUCACUAGCUUUGAAUGUUAAUCACCAUAAUUUAAUAAUGGCUUUUACUUGUUCAAUUUGUAAUACUGAGUCACCAACUAUCUUGGGCCUUUGUAGCCAUAUCAGAAUGAUUCACCCUCUUGGUUGUUUGUCUUCAUACAAAUGCUGUUUCUGCCCGAAUAAGGUGUAUGGGACAGUGAGCCUUUUAAGAAAGCAUCUGGUUAAGCAGCAUUCUGCAAAUGAAAGAGAAGUUAUUGAUAGUGUAGAGGGUGCAAACAU